Molecule: messenger RNA, 714 nt
Organism: Closterium sp. NIES-65
Lineage: Eukaryota; Viridiplantae; Streptophyta; Zygnematophyceae; Desmidiales; Closteriaceae
Source: the annotation of a GenBank genome assembly
AUGCUUCCUUCCUCGCCUGUCCCCACGCCUCCCAUCCCACCACCCACACACCUCCGCCCCUUCUCUCCGGCCUGCCCCUUUUUCCCCCCUUUUUCUCCCCUUUUCCCCCCUCCUCCUCCUCCACCCAAAUUCUUCCCACUCCACUCCCGUGCAUAUGCAGAGGAGUUUGACUUCAGUGCGAUGAAUGAGAAGCUCAACAAGGAAGAGGCGUCCACCAACUAUGUGAAGGACGAUUUCUUUGACUCGCUCUCUUGUGAUGCGCUUUCGCGAGCCGGAGGGGGCCGGGGUGGCGGCAUGCGUGGUUCUGACAUGCGACGGAUGGAUACAGAGACGUUUGGCGACGUGGGUCACGGUGGUUACGGCGGUUACGGCGGAAGGGGAGGGAGAGGAGGCCGCGGAGGCUACGGUUACUCCGGUGGUUACGGCGGUGGUUACGGCGGGCGAGGCGGUUACCAGGGUGGGGGUGGUUACGGUGGAAGGGGAGGCUACGGGGGAGGGGGUUAUGGAUAUGGAGGGAGAGGGGGAGGUGGAUAUGGAGGGGGUGGAUAUGGAGGUGGAUAUGCCGCUGGGGGAUAUGGUGGUUAUGGUGGUGGUGGCGGUGGUGGCGGUGGUGGCGGUGGUGGCGGGGGUGGUGGUGGUGGGAGGGGUCGAGGUGGUGGUUAUCGUGGUGGUGGUGCUGCUGCUGGUGGUGGCCGUGCUGUUCCCAUGCAAUGA